CUUCUCUCUACGUUUGUGAUCACAGAGCAGUAUUCGAGACAGCAUAGUAUUAUCAUAAUGACAAAUAGGCAACCAGUAUCCGCCUCGAUGAAAGCUCUAAGGCUAGUUGAGUUCAACAAGAAUUAUCAGCUCCGAGACGAUGUCCCUGUGCCAUCGCCUGGACCGGGUGAAUUGCUAGUGCGAGUUGCGGCUGCAUCAUUCUGCCACACCGACUAUCAAGUCUAUCAGGGCACUUAUGGCACCCAGCUCCCAUUCACAGGGUCGCAUGAGGCGGCAGGCACUGUAGCAGCUCUUGGUCCAGACGUCGAUGGUAGCAUCUGGCAUGUUGGUGAUCGCGUAGGCGUGCUAAACUUUCGCAAGCCAUGUGGCACGUGUGGGGGUUGUAGAUGGCGCAAACAAGCAUACGACUCUCUAGAUGCCCGUUAUUGCGCAAACAAAACCAUGAAUGGCAUCUCACGUUCCGAUGGAGGCUUUGCUGAGUACAUGUUGGCGUCGCAGGAGGCUUUGGUACACCUCCCCGAUGGUCUCUCGUUCGAGCAGGCAGCUCCUCUUACGUGUGCGGGAGCAACUGUUUGGAAUGCCAUUGAGCAGGCUGGGCUGACCGAGGGCCAAGCUUUGGGUAUCGUGGGCAUUGGUGGUCUCGGUGUGUUGGGUAUUCAGAUGGCUAAGGCGCGCGGUCUCCGCGUUGUGGCUCUCGACAAACACGACGCAGGGUUGAAUCUAGCCACCCAAGUUCCAGAGCAUUUGAGACCUGAUCUCGUUGUCAACAUCUCAGACGAGUCUUCAAAGGACAAAAUCGCCGAGUUUACCGACGGCAUUGGGCUGGCAGGCGCAGUGACAUGCACCGACGACGUUGGUGCAACUGACUGGAUCUUGCAUCGUCUUCAGCCGCAAGGUGUCUGUGUCGUGCUUGGGCUUCCUGACGAUGGGUUCAAAUUCAACGCCUUUAAUCUAGUUUUCCGCGAAAUUGUAGUCAAGGGAUCUCUGCACUGCAGUGUCGACGAUGUCAAGGCUAUGGUGGAUGCUGUGGCCAAGCACGGAAUCACUAGCCAUCUCACAAUUAUCCAGCUACACGAGGGUGAGGAUAUUCCUCAAAGAGCUCACGAUAGAUCCUUUACAGGUCGACUUGUGGUCAGGAUCUAA
Molecule: messenger RNA, 1143 nt
Organism: Fusarium redolens
Lineage: Eukaryota; Fungi; Ascomycota; Sordariomycetes; Hypocreales; Nectriaceae
Product: chaperonin 10-like protein
Exons: 2
Coding region: 58-1143 (361 amino acids)
Molecular function (GO): oxidoreductase activity
Source: RefSeq, a predicted model, not a curated record